AUGAUCUUCGCGUCUGGAUUGUCCCUAACGUUCUGGGGUGAUGCCGCUGAAUACUCCACGUAUACUCUGAACAGGAGCCCCACGAAUUCGAAUCCUAAGAGAGCGUCGCCGCUUGAAGUUCUCACGAACAAAUCGCCGGAUUUGCGCAACAUCGUCGUGUUUGGCUCCCACUGUACCGUCUACCGUGAUCCAAGCAAGAACGCGUUCGCGCGCCGCGCUCAAGUGGGCACGAUCGUUGGAUGCAGUGACGAAACCAAGGGUUUCAGAGUAUUCAUCAGGAAGGAAAACAAGGUCAUCACGACGCAGCAUGUCAAGAAUAUCGAAACGUUGUCUGAAGCCCAGAACAGGCAGCUGCAACUAGCCCUUGAUGACGAUGACCGGGCCGAUUCAGACGAAGGCACUGAAACACCUGUGAGACAGAGCAGUAAUGUUACUGCGACUAAAAAGCCCAAGAAAAAGAAACAGUGGAAUCGCCAGCCACACGUGACAAGAGGUGCGGCAAAGAAAGCAGCUGCAAGCCAACGAGAAGUAGCUGUCAGCGCAGAUGUCGUCAAUCACGUGUUCGACAGAGAUCCUCGCAACUAUGGCGAAGCAAUGAAGAGCAAGAAGAGAAACGAGUGGCAAAAAGCAAUGCGUGAGGAAUUGGACGCGCUAAAAAGGAACGAAGUGUGGCGUCUGGCGCUCCGAUCAAGCAAAAGCAACGUUCUCCACAGUAAAUGGGUCUUCAAGACUAAGACGACUGCCGAUGGAGGUCUGGAAAGGCACAAAGCGCGCCUCGUUGCCUGCGGUAAUGAACAAGUUUUUGGCGUGGACUACGCGCUAACUUUCGCUGCCGUCAUGGACAUGACGACAGUGAAAGUAAUCUUGGCGUUAGCUGCUACAUGGGGCGUCCCAGCUAAGCACGGAGACGUCCCCAAUGCUUACGUAAAAGCAGAGAAGGAACAGCAUCUCGAGAUUCUAAUGCAUGUCCCCAAGGGCAUGACGAUUGAUACAAGAGAGUUAAAAGAACUGGGUGCAACGAAGAUUGAAGAUGUCGUGCUUGAACUGAAGAAAAGUCGUUAUGGCUUAAAGCAGGCAGGGCGAUUGUGGAGCCAAUUGCUUAACAAUCGGCUAUUGGAAGCCGGAUUUACUCGCUGCAUCAGCGACCUCUGCUUGUAUUACAAGCGCGACAUCGAUGGAGUCGUCAUCGUCGGAGUCUACGUGGACGAUUUGCUAGUGACUGGAACAUCCGCUGUUGCAGUUGACGGUUUUUUCGCAAGCCUCGAAAGUCUUUCGAUUAAAGAUCUUGGACCAGUGUCGAAGUUUUUGGGGAUGCGCGUGACGCGCAGCGAAGAUCGUGGAUAUUUUCUUGACCAGGAGGAGGCGAUUGUCGACUUGCUGCGUGACCACGGCAUGACCGAUGCCAACUCAAGUCGUGCGCCUAUCGGGACAGAUGUUUAUGAGGUUCAAUGUGCAGACAGCGGACGACUUGCAGACACAGGUGCUCCAGGUCAACCUAGCGUUCGUGCAUUUCAGUCUAUUGUCGGAUCGUUGCUCUGGGUAGCGAGGUGCACCAGACCCGACAUCGCAUUUGCGGUGCACAAGGCAACCAGACAAACACACGAGCCACGGAUUCAUGACUGGAAAUUGGCUAAGCGCAUCGUGCGCUAUCUGAGUGGCACGCGUGGAUUAAAGAUCAGCAUGAAGCCAGCAGUCGAAGAAACUGCACAACCUGUUUUAAUGAGCUACAGUGACGCAGACUACGAAGCCGACAAGGCAGACAGAAAGUCUUUGACCGGUAGCGUUAUCAUGCUGAAUGGAAUGAUAAUCAGCUGGUGCUCGAAAAAGCAAGGAGGUGUGGCGCUCUCGACAAUGGAGUCGGAUUUUGUGGCAGCGUCUGAAGCUGGACGAGAGCUACUUGGAGUGAGAGAGACGCUAAGUGAAAUUGGUGAGUCGCCUGCACUACCGAUGAAAAUGCUCAUUGACAACCAGGCAGCGAUACGGCAGAUUGAAGGAGAAGCGUCGUCUACUAAAGCCAAGCACAUUGAUGUGAGAGUCAAGUACUUGUGCGACUACGCUCGUCGAGGCAUUGUGGUGCCACAAUAUGUGCCGAGCGACCUGAUGCUUGCGGACGUACUCACCAAAGCACUCGAUACAGUCAAGACGGUCAAGUUGCGUUCACUGCUACACAUCGUGUAA
Peronospora matthiolae is the source of this 2178-nucleotide messenger RNA. Lineage: Eukaryota; Oomycota; Peronosporomycetes; Peronosporales; Peronosporaceae. The record is from the annotation of a GenBank genome assembly.